AUGUCGGCUUCUAAAAUAAGCUUUGCGUUUGUAUUUGUGUACUGUAUUCUAACUCAAGAUUCUCUUGGAUUAUCCCCGGUCAUAUUAAUUCCUGGAGAUGGAGGUAGCCAAUUAGAAGCUAAAUUAAACAAAAGUUCUGUAAUUCACUAUAUAUGUGCAAAAACGUCCAAUGACUUUUUCAACAUAUGGCUCAAUUUGGAGUUGUUGGUACCUUUUGUAAUAGACUGUUGGGUUGAUAACACAAGGUUGGAAUAUAACAAUAUCACUCGGACCACCAGAAAUCCUGAUGGAGUUGACAUUAGGGUGCCAGGGUGGGGUAAUCCAGAGCCUGUGGAGUGGUUAGAUCCCUCCCAUGAUAAAUCAGGGGCUUACUUUAAUACUAUUGCAGAUGCUCUUGUGAAAAAUGGCUAUGUUAGAAAUGUAUCUAUCAGAGGAGCACCUUAUGACUUCAGGAAAGCACCAAAUGAGAAUGGAGAUUUCUUUGUGAAACUAAGGUCUUUAGUUGAGGAGACAUAUAACAUGAACAAUAAAUCUUCUGUCACACUGUUAGUACAUAGUAUGGGAGGUUCUAUGGCUCUCCAUUUUCUGCAAAUGCAAACGCAAACUUGGAAGAACCAAUACAUAAAGAGGAUGAUCUCAAUGUCCACACCCUGGGGUGGUUCUGUGAAAGCUCUUAAAGUUUUCGCUAUAGGUGACGACCUUGGCUCGUUGAUGCUACGCGAGAGCACGAUGCGGACUCAGCAGAUCACGUGUCCAUCACUUGCAUGGCUGCUGCCAUCACCACUGUUCUGGAAGCCUUCAGAGGUUCUGGUCCAGACAGAUAAAUACAACUACACCAUCAACGACUUUCAAAAGCUGUUCACCGAUAUGGAGCUGCCGAACGCAUGGGAGAUGAGGAAGGAUACGCAACGAUUCACUUCAGACUUCGGAGCGCCCGGCGUGGAAGUCCACUGCAUCUAUGGCUACAAUGUAUCCACAGUGGAAAGGUUGGCGUACAAGCCAGGCACGUGGCUGGACGGCUACCCUCAACUGCUAACGGGCGACGGUGACGGUACAGUGAACGCCCGCUCUCUGUCCGCGUGCGCCCUCUGGCGGCAGAAAAGUUCGCGCGCCAUUUUGAAUCCGACCCGCGUCAAAACACUGCCAUUGCCUAACGCCGAUCAUCUGAAGAUACUGCACGAUCAGCGCGCCAUCAACUACAUACAGACGGUGCUCACUGGCUGA
Diatraea saccharalis (sugarcane borer) is the source of this 1224-nucleotide messenger RNA. Lineage: Eukaryota; Metazoa; Arthropoda; Insecta; Lepidoptera; Crambidae. The record is from the annotation of a GenBank genome assembly.